AUUUGCUGCCUAGAAUUUAUACAACUUGAGAAAUUGUGCAUUUUGCUUUCGUAUUGUAAAGUAAUCAUCAAUUUUACACUACAUAUCAGCCAUAUCACUUCCCUCCUACACCCGUUACGAAUAUUCCAGUACAUACUCUUCAGCAAUGCCUGAAAUCAGAUCGAUUGAGGAUGAGAAUCUUGAUGAUAUUAGUGAGACAAUAGGAGAGCGAAUUAUGGCAUUAUCGGAGAUGUUCCCAGACAGUGUCCGGAAUGUGGCAUCUGCUACAGGGGGUUAUACUGUCAGUGGGGCAAAAUGGUUAUACAACUUCACAGGGAAAACCAUCUGGAUCUUGAGCACUUCUUUCAUGAUCCUCGCUUUGCCAGUUGUGUUUGAAGUCGAGAGAGUACAGACGGAAGAGGCACAGCUACAACAACAAAGACAGAUCCUUCUUGGCCCAAGUGCAGCCUCAGGUGGAGGAGGGAUAGGGGGUGUUCCCCCAGGGUACCCUGCUGGUGCAAGAUGAUAACAUGCUGGAAAAUAUAUUGGCAUUUAAAGUGCUUGUAACAAUAAUCAUAUGGUUAUAUUGCAAAAAUGUGUACAUUCUAAACAAUCUUUUGUUUUAUUAAGAAUGAAAAUAUCCCUUUGGUUGAAAAAUUGGUACCCUUGUUUUUUUAAAUGUUUCUUCUGUAAACAGGAUUCAAUAUAACCAUUGUAUUUAUAAAACAGAUUGUUUAAGUGGUGAAAUAAAUUACUCCAUGUUCUUUUUA
Nematostella vectensis (starlet sea anemone) is the source of this 749-nucleotide messenger RNA. RefSeq names its product mitochondrial import receptor subunit TOM22 homolog. Bases 146 to 505 code for a protein of 119 amino acids. Lineage: Eukaryota; Metazoa; Cnidaria; Anthozoa; Actiniaria; Edwardsiidae. Gene Ontology annotation, cellular component: mitochondrial outer membrane. Gene Ontology annotation, biological process: intracellular protein transport. The transcript has 3 exons. The record is from RefSeq and is a predicted model, not a curated record.